UUUCCGUAAAUUAUUGGAAAAAGUAGAAAAGCAAUUUUAUCUCGUUAUGCAGGCAAAUUGCUAUUAUUAAUCCUACUUGCUACUAUUUUAGAACAACCUUUAGUUUGGUUUUAAUCCAUGAUUGUUGUAAAAUUAAAUCUUAUUUUAUAUCAUAUAUAUAAAUUGUGGGUGAAACGUGUAAAGAUGGAGUUCUCAAUAUAAUAGUGUACGACGAAUUGAAUGUCUUCCUCACAUACAUACAUUACAAAACAUACAUUCCUUUCUUAAUAUGGUCAAAGCCUCCAUGCCUAAUGAUCAACCAUAUAUAAGAACCCUUUACAUACACAAAUAAGCAGAUUACAUAUAUAUUUACAGCAAGCCGGCCUCGUGGGACGGAAAUAAAGGAGCCGGCGAUGCAGGCCAUGCGGCUGCGCACCCUCAUGCUCUGUGAGGAACUCUCACUUCCUUCGUUUCAAGUUAUAGUGGUAAACGCAGAUGUGGGAUGUGACCAUUGUCAAGACAGAGUCUCUAAGAUUGUCUCCAAGAUGAACGGAAUAGAAGAAUAUGUGGUUGAUGUCAAGAACAAGCAGGUCAUGGCACGAGGUGACUUUAAACCACGUUUGGUUUCUCAUCAACAAGUGAAGAACGUCGCCUCUCAAACUCUCUCCCAGAACGCCAAACGCUUUUUCCGACCACUUAACCUCUUCCUUCGCUCAAUAUUCUCCAUUUGUUUAUGUCCAAAUACACUUUAAAUUCUAUCACUUACUGCCAAACUCAUUACACUAAUCAAUAGUGGUACAAAUCAAUUAAUAUCAUUGCAGGGUGAUGGUAUGUAACACACAUAGUUCACAUGGUCAAUGUUUAAUUUAUAUUUUUUGGGUUAACCUUUCCACCAAAAGUGACAUCAUUCAUUGCUAUAAUGUCAUUAAAUCUUAAACAUUUUGAUUUACAAUAAAUAUAUUUCUAAUUUAUCAAUAAAA
Brassica napus (rape) is the source of this 959-nucleotide messenger RNA. RefSeq lists its product as uncharacterized. Bases 393 to 731 code for a protein of 112 amino acids. The transcript has 3 exons. Lineage: Eukaryota; Viridiplantae; Streptophyta; Magnoliopsida; Brassicales; Brassicaceae. The record is from RefSeq and is a predicted model, not a curated record. Gene Ontology annotation, molecular function: metal ion binding.